Molecule: messenger RNA, 2137 nt
Organism: Notolabrus celidotus (New Zealand spotty)
Lineage: Eukaryota; Metazoa; Chordata; Actinopteri; Labriformes; Labridae
Gene: urod
Product: uroporphyrinogen decarboxylase
Exons: 10
Coding region: 180-1286 (368 amino acids)
Biological process (GO): heme biosynthetic process
Cellular component (GO): cytosol
Molecular function (GO): uroporphyrinogen decarboxylase activity
Source: RefSeq, a predicted model, not a curated record
CUGGUACGAUCACGUGGUCUUCCAAGAUGGCCGCGCCCUGCAGGGGAGAAGCACUGAAGCAGAGAGCUGUGCAAAGCAGGUUUUAUUGACAGUUGACGAGCUGCAGGUCGCGUGUGUUAUCUUCAGAGAGAAACAGAGGAGCAUCUGAAAGUGUGUGACAUCUCCUCAGCCCUGCAGACAUGAGCAAGGACGAGAUAAUCCUCCCCAAGGACUUCCCUCAGCUUCAGAAUGAUACAUUCCUGCGAGCAACAAGAGGAGAAGAGACUGAGCAUGUUCCUGUGUGGUGUAUGAGACAGGCAGGAAGAUACCUACCAGAGUUUCGUGAGUUCAGAGCGGGGAAGGACUUCUUCGACACAUGCAGGUCACCCGAGGCCUGCUGUGAGCUCACUCUGCAGCCUCUGAGACGUUAUCCAUUCGAUGCUGCCAUCAUCUUCUCUGACAUCCUGGUGAUCCCACAGGCUAUGGGUAUGGAUGUCCAGAUGGUCCCAGGUAAAGGUCCCACAUUCCCAGAGCCCCUGAAGGAGCCAGAGGACCUGCAGCGUCUGAAAGCCCAAGUGGACGUGAACAAAGAGCUGAGCUACGUCUUCAAAGCCAUCACACUGACCAGACACAAGAUAGAGGGCAAAGUGCCGCUCAUAGGAUUCACUGGAGCUCCGUGGACACUAAUGUCCUACAUGAUUGAAGGCGGAGGCUCAAACACCCACUCUAAGGCAAAGCGCUGGCUGUACCGGCACCCUGAGGCGAGCCACAUGCUGCUGAGGAUGCUGACAGAUGUGAUCGUGCAGUAUCUGCUGGGACAGGUGGCAGCUGGAGCUCAGGCUCUACAGGUGUUUGAGUCCCACGCAGGUAUUCUGGGCCCGGCUGAGUUUAAAGAGUUUGCUCUGCCGUACCUUCGAGAUAUCGCUCGAAGUGUCAAAGAUAAAAUGAAGGAGUCAGGACAAGUCGUCCCCAUGAUUGUUUUCGCAAAGGAUGCCCACUACGGUCUGGAGGAGCUGUCUCAGUCCAACUAUGAGGUGGUCGGACUGGACUGGACUGUUGACCCAAGAUCUGCACGGGAGCGCACAGGAGGGAAGGUCAGCCUGCAGGGAAACAUGGACCCCUGCGCUCUCUACGCUCCAAAGGAAAAGAUUUCUGAAAUUGUGAAGAAGAUGCUGGAGGGUUUCGGCACGAGAGGCUACAUCGCAAACCUAGGCCACGGUCUCUACCCGGACAUGGACCCAGAGAACGUGGGCGCCUUCGUCGAAGCGGUGCACAAGCACUCUAAACAGAUGAUCAAGCAAAUGUAAAGAUGGAUGAGUCUGUGUAAGCCAAAGCAGUUUAAGAGUCCAUUCCCUGAGAUGAAAAAAUCAAAACAGAACCAGAAAUGAAUGACACACAAAAACAUUCAGAUCUUCAUAAACACUGACAUCUUCUCCUUCAUUCUCUCUCACUGCAGGUUGUAAGGAUAAAUAAACAAGCUGUUGUUUCAUAAGCAAAGAUUUCUGCUGGUCUCUAACGUUGAUCUGAGCAGAGCGGAUUAUGUGUUUUUAUUCCAGAGGGAUGACAUCCCCUUUUCCAAAGACAUUUAGAUGUGUGCUGUAUUUCUAUGAUUAUUGGAUUUAUUCAAAAUUGCUCAAACAGCUUUGACUUGUUGAUGAAAAAUAUUCGUCAUCCAAUCAAAUGUAUUAUAAUGUCGCUGCAGCACUUAGAAACACAAGCCUGUCAGAGGCUCUUCAUGGGGACAAAAUGAUUCUUGAAGGGAAAAACAAAAGUCUGUCAUCUGGAAACGGAGACCAAAAAACGACUCCAGUGAUUAAAAUCAAGUUUCAGAGAUGUCAGCGUUCAGCAGUUGAUCAAUCCACCAUUGAACAUCUUCACAGCGAACAAAGUCCCUCUCUGGAGCUCAGCAGGAAGAGUUUUAUUUUUACUCCUGCAGGUAGAAAAAACUUUACAAAAGCUUGUCGUACGAGAAGAUGCCUUAUGCUGUUUUUGUCUUUAACCAUAAAUACAUCUUUAGUUUCAUCUGCUCAGAGUUAUGGCUUAUAAAGUGAUUCAUGUUGUUAGCAGAGAGGUUCCUGUGAAAGCAGGUUUGAAAUAUGAUGAAUGUGUAUCUGGCUGUAUUUUUCUGUCAAGUGAAUAAAAACUGAUUUAAUUUCUA